Messenger RNA from Vanessa atalanta (red admiral), 1074 nucleotides. RefSeq lists its product as uncharacterized. The transcript is spliced from 4 exons. The record is from RefSeq and is a predicted model, not a curated record. Lineage: Eukaryota; Metazoa; Arthropoda; Insecta; Lepidoptera; Nymphalidae. Bases 119 to 889 code for a protein of 256 amino acids.
CCUAUAUCUUCCGUCGCGACUUGUGACUCGCAGAGCCUAUUCACACUUUAAAAAAAGUUAGUCUACUGUUGACAUCAUUGUGGAGCAUACAUAUUUCUGUAAUUCAAGGUUAAACAAAAUGCCGAAAAAACUAAAAGUGGUUGUUAGAUCUCUGUAUUCUCAUGAGAUUCGUAAAGAUGUGAGUUUGGAAAAUUUAAAGUCACUCAAAUUGGAAGACGCUUGGCCAUUUAUUAGAGAUGAAAUCGAGAUCGAAAUUGGUAGCAGCCAGCUCGUUUGUAUUCCGCAUAUUACCGAAGCCGAUCUGUAUAAUGUCACGUCUCUGUUUGUACCCAACGAAAAAGAAAUAAACGGUAAAAAGUUCACGCCACUCGGACAACUGAAGAAGAAUAUAAAUAGGGAGAAAUCAUCUCCCGAAUACGUAGAACUACUGGAUCAAGGAGACUUUCACGAAACCGACUUCAAGUUUCCACAUGAAAGCGUUAAGAUAACAUUACAAGAUGAAUCGAUAAAAAAUAAAGUAAGAGUUAUUAUGGUAAAUUUCUCACAAGAUAUAAUUCCCAAAGGCAAGGAUUUUGUUAACAAUAUUUAUUUGGACGUGGAAAACAACAAAGCUUUAAAAGGCAAAAAAUCAGUUUACAUGAUAACCAAAGUUUUAAUGGCAAAGACCAUAGAGUUCAGGGUCACUAGAGGGACUUCAUCUAGAAUUUUCCACCUGGGCAAUGCUUCGCCUCUUGUCUUUGGCCUAGAAGAAUUUUUGAUUGGAGAUGAUGGAAAGUUAAUUGCUAAGGAGCCCGUCACAAUUAAAUCGAAGUUUUUACACUGGCAGAAGUUGGACCCUUCUGAUCACCUCUACAUCCCUGAUAAUAAAGAAACCGCCUGUGCACAGUAAAAAAAAUACGUGGGAGAGGCCCGUACAUGAAGAAGAGUCGAUUAAACUUGCUUGAGAGAAAUAAAAUGGCUUAAUAAUACUGCUUGCUCUCGAUAAAGCUACAGUGUAGACUGUAGGUAGGAUUAAUACAAAAUGAAUGCUAAUUAUUCAUCACAAUUACGAUUUAUUAAACGUUUAUCAGUUAA